Molecule: messenger RNA, 12338 nt
Organism: Rhagoletis pomonella (apple maggot)
Lineage: Eukaryota; Metazoa; Arthropoda; Insecta; Diptera; Tephritidae
Product: ankyrin repeat and KH domain-containing protein mask-like
Biological process (GO): innate immune response
Cellular component (GO): cytoplasm
Molecular function (GO): RNA binding; protein binding
Source: RefSeq, a predicted model, not a curated record
CACAACAACAGCAACAGCAGCAACCUCCUUUGCCUGCACACAACAACAAUAAUAAUGCUCAACGCAAGCAUUUCGAAUUGGAUAUGACGCACAUAAACGCAUUAACACCACCCCAGAAAGCGCCACCUGCUCCACCUGUGGGUGGUGCUGGUGCAGCACAAACCCAUCAACAGCAGCAAUUUCAGUUACAGCCACAGCUGCAGCAGAACUCCGUACAGCCCCCCAUGAAGACGAAGAGCGGCAAUGCAUCGCGAAAGAACCGACAGCCACCAGCGCCUUUCGAGCUCAACUUAGCGACAACCAAUUUGGGAAAUUUAACAAUUGAACAACAACAGCAGUUUGAGCAAAUGCAACAACAAGAACAGCAGCAACAACCAGACGAGGUACGCUCCCAACCGCUGGGUGACGACGGUAGUGGCUCACUUGUAGCAAAUGCAGGAGAAGCAGACGUACAACAACAAAAUCGUUGUUUCAUGCGUCGUUGUUUUUUCAAGCCCGAAUUCCAAAAGAUUGGCAAUGAAAAUAAGUCGGGCGGUGUAGUGAGCGAUUUAUCACCAGUUAGCUAUAUGGAUUUGAGUGGAGUCGAGGGCGUUGAAACAAUGGCUGCCAAUGCUGUUUCAGGUGUCACUACUUUGGGCGAUAAUGAGAUGACUUCGAUUUUCCUUACCGGCAACACAGCCAGCGGUGGCCAAUCCCAACAAAUGCUAAACAUGCCAUCGGAUAAUAUGAUGAUUGAGUUAUUAGAUGCGAGUGCUGUCGCCGAUGCAGCUGCGGAGUUGCGUCAACAGCAGCAGGAUCAAACUAAAUCUAUGUUAAACACACAGCAAUACAGUAAUAGUGGUGUAGCAGCGGCCGCUUUGGAGGCAAUGUCUGCAGUAAAUAAUCUACAAAACAAUCGUAACUUCAACAAUAAAGGCAAUAACAAUAAUUUGAACCAAAAGAGUACUCAAAUUACAACACCAUCAGAAGUGUCGCAGAGCACAGCCAUUAGCGAUCGACCAAAAGCCAAACCGGUAUCGAAGAAGGACAACAAAAACUUCCGUAAAACAGUUUUUCCACAAUCGCCUGUACUGCAACAAAAUCAAAUGGUAUCCAUUUACAAUAAAUUGCCAUUAUUGCUCACUAACGAAAUCAAGCCGAGCCUGCAGACGAAGCAGGUUAUCAUGACGCAAAUGGCGUUUGCUGCGCAACAACAGCAGCAACAACUCUCAAGCAGCUUAGAUAUGAGUGGCAGCGGAGACACCUCGAUUGCACUUAACAACUCUCCGGCAUCGCCUUUGGCAUCACCUUCUAAUGCAGCUGGAACGUUUUUGCAACAACACAUACCAUCAAUAGGCGACGAUAAUCACCACCAACAACAACAGCAGCAGCAAGAGGUAACUUCCACCAUUUUGCAGGCUUUUCAAGCAAUGCAAUCCCGUAAUGUCGGUGACGAAGCAGCAGCAGCGGCGCUAGCAACCGUAUGUGGAAUGAGUGCCGCCGAGCAGCAAGAGUAUUUGAAGGAGCGCUACCAGUUGUACGAUAUGCCGCGCUUCUUCGACGAUCAACCCAAGUCACCAACGGAAACUCCGCCACCACCAUUGCCAGACAAACAACAGCAGCAAGAAAUCUACAGUGAAGAUGGCAUCGCAGUGCUGGACGAGGAAGUGGAAUUGGAUGGCGAACCAGACGCCGAAGGAGUUACAGAAAUGAAGAAUCUAGCUACGUUGGUCACUGCUGCAGCAGCUGCCGCACCCAACAUGUUACUCGAACAUGUUUCGAUGAGUAUUGAGGCGCCUAAUGGCGACGAAAAUGCAUUGCAACUCGAUGAAUAUGGCGAAGUGGAGGAAGAUGAUGAUGCAAACAUUGAGGCUGAUCAGUCCGCUGUGACGCUUGAUAUGCUGGAGGGUCACGGUUAUGAAGAAGGAGAAGCCGAUGGCGAGUGUGAAGGUGAACGAGAUGGCGAGGGCGAUGGUGAGGGUGAUGACAUUGAAGAGGUGCUCGAGGAUGAUGAUGAAGAAGAUGGCGAAGACGAAGAAUUAGACGGUGAUGUGGAGGGAAAUUGUGAAGAUGAUAUCGAUGUGAGCGCCAUGGUACAGGAUGAUGAGGCCAUCGCAAUGAGACAGCAUAUAAUUGGCUGUGCAGAAGAUGACGAAGACGAUGACGAAGAUGAUGAAGAGGACGAGGACGACGAUGACAUGGCAUUGAGCAAUGCGAAACGCGCAAAGAGCGCACAUCGUCAACCACAGGCUCUUGAGAAUUUGAUACUAUCGAAUGUCGCCUACAAAACUGAUGAAUUGUCGCAGGCUUUAUGUGAUUUCCGCCAAGACUUCCCAACCGAUUUGGUGCAUGUUUUUCCGCCUAUUGCAAAUUUCAAAACAGCAUCGGGAAGCGCAGCGUUCAGCACUUUGCAGCAAUGUACUGCAGCUGCUGCCGCCGCUGCGGCAGAUGUGGCAAAUGCCGCAGCCGCAGCAGCAGAUAUUGCCAAUGCCGUCAAGGUGGUGAGUCAUGAUGUUGAUGGAUCAACCGGUGUCAUUAGCGCUGCAGGCAUGUAUCCAGCGCUGGAAUCGUUCGACAAUUUUGCUGCGGAUAUACCAGGAGAUAUGGAUGAUAUAUUGCAGUUAUUCCAAAAUGAUCCAUCAUUGCAGGAGCUGCAUAAUUGUGCCGAACUGGGCGACCUGAAUUCGAUUUGCAAGAACCGCUUUAGCAGCAACUGGGUGCCGACGCCGAAGUGGACCAGCCAGGAUCACUUGAUGGCGACGCAUCAGCAAGCACUGCUCUCGGUCGAAGACCAACAGCAGCAGCAACAACGCCAGGCAACUAAUCAAAUGCUCCUCGAAUAUCAACAUGAGCUGCAAAUGGGGGAACAAAUGCAGCACCAACACCACCAGACAUUUUCGUUUUUGCCACUUCCGUCAGAUGAUGCAGCCGCAGCCGCUGCUGCGGCGCAACAUCAACAAAUGCAACAGCCACUGCCACAUCAAGGUGAUUUCCUACUACAGCAGCAUCAACAAAUGCAACAACACCAACAACUUAUACUCCAAGAGGAUGAGGAGGAGGUGAAGCACCGCCAGUUGCACAUGAUUCAGCAAUUGCAGCAGGACCGACAAUCAAGUGAGCGCUUGCGCAAAGCAUUGGCUGCCUGCGCCGCCCAGCAACACCAACAGCCACAACAAAAGCACCAGCAACAGCAACAACAGCAGCAGCAGCAGCAACACCAACAACAAGCAGUAGCCGCCGCUGCCAAUUAUGUCUUCAAUGUGGAGAGUGGUGACAAAUCGGCACAGUCGCUGCAGCUGCUAUUCCAGCUACCACCGUCGGUACAACAUCAGCACCAACAACAGCAACAACAAGAUGUGCACGAUGCUGCACAGCAACUACAACACUUGCAGCUGCAAGAGUUGCCGGAGAAUCAGAAGCAACAGCUAUUGCAUGAUUUCUCGCAGCAGGCUGAGAGUCUAAUGCAGCAGCAACAACAACAACAACAGCAGCAGCAGCAAGCUACAACGCUCGAUCAGGUGGCGCAAAGUAACCUUUUGUUGCAGCAGCAUGCGUUGCAUCAGCAGGUACUCAAACAGAAGCACCAUCUGCAACAGCAGCAAUUGCUUUUGCAACAGCAGCAACAGCAGCUGCAGCAGCAACAGCAACAGCAACAACAACAGGUUCAAGUUGCCACCCAAACGCAACCACCGGUCUCUGCUCCCUACAGCAGCGCGGCGACAGUUGCUGCACGCGGCUCCACACAAUUUCAUGCGACCAUCUCACCCCUAGCGUCAGAUGUUGGACUUGGUGUAUGUGCACUUUCAACGCAACAACAACAAAUGGCAGCCGCUGCUGCCGCUGCAGCACAACAACUACCAGCACCGCCUAUGAUAACAUCAUCGAAAAUAUCUGGUGGCAUUGCAAAGAAAGCCAUCGAUAAGCAGUCGCGUAAGGAGCGAAAUCGUUAUGCAGCGCUGCGUCAAACGCCAGCAGGCAGUCAAGCUAACACCACAAAUCAGCAACAAUACCAACAAACUGUUGCUACUACCACACUCGACAAGACUAUCGAUGUCGACUCGGAGACAGAUUCAAAUCACGACACCGCGCUUACAUUGGCUUGUGCCGGUGGCCACGAGGAACUCGUUCAACUCUUACUCAAUCGCAACGCAAACAUUGAGCAUCGAGACAAAAAAGGCUUUACACCCUUAAUACUAGCCGCAACGGCUGGCCAUGAGAAGGUCGUGGAGAUACUGCUAAAACAUGGCGCCGAACUGGAGGCACAAUCAGAACGAACCAAGGAUACGCCACUUUCGUUGGCUUGCUCUGGCGGCCGUUACGAAGUGGUGGAGCUUUUGCUAAAACACAACGCCAACAAAGAGCAUCGGAAUGUUUCCGACUAUACGCCACUCAGUUUGGCAGCCAGUGGUGGUUAUGUGAAUAUUAUAAAAUUACUAUUGAACCAUGGCGCAGAAAUUAACUCACGCACCGGUAGCAAAUUGGGUAUUUCGCCCUUAAUGUUGGCCGCCAUGAAUGGGCAUACAGCCGCCGUUAAGUUGCUACUCGACCAGGGUUCCGAUAUAAAUGCGCAAAUCGAAACGAACCGCAAUACCGCAUUAACGCUCGCAUGUUUCCAAGGUAGACACGAAGUGGUGAGUUUGUUGUUGGACCGCAAGGCAAAUGUUGAACACCGCGCUAAAACGGGCCUCACACCACUCAUGGAGGCAGCCUCCGGUGGAUACAUUGAUGUGGGACGUGUGCUGUUGGACAAGGGCGCCGAUGUGAACGCGGCUCCAGUACCGACAUCACGUGAUACAGCACUUACUAUUGCAGCUGAUAAGGGUCAUCUAAAGUUUGUGGAGUUGCUGCUGUCACGUGGAGCGGCCGUCGAAGUAAAGAAUAAAAAGGGCAAUUCACCACUCUGGCUAGCGGCACAUGGUGGCCACUUGAGUGUUGUUGAGAUAUUGUAUAACCAUCAUGCAGACAUUGAUUCGCAAGAUAAUCGUCGUGUGUCGUGUCUUAUGGCUGCUUUCCGCAAGGGCCACACCAAAGUGGUUAAAUGGAUGGUGCAGUAUGUGACACAAUUCCCUUCCGAUCAGGAGAUGAGUCGCUUCAUUAGCACCAUCAGUGAUAAGGAACUGUCGGAGAAAUGUUUUGAUUGUAUGAAGUUCAUACGCGCCGCUAAGGAGGCACAGGCCGUGAAAGCCAACCAAAACGCUUCCAUACUACUGAAAGAGCUUGAUAAUGAGCGAACGCGCGAAGAGAGUCGCAGAGCGGCUGCCGCGCGUCGUCGUGAGCGCAAGAAGAAGAAGAAGUUGGAAAAGAAGGAAGAAAAGCGCCGACAAAUGGAGGGAGGCAACGGCAGUCAAAUGUCGGGAUCAAACGCCGACGCCGACGAAAAGGACUCUGAUCAAGAUGAUGACAGUGAUCAUGAAGAGAAUGCGCUUGAGGAUGAGGACGAUACUCCAAACGCGCAGAACUACCGCGAAGAAGGUGACUCCGGUAUAGAUCAAGGCUCUUGUUCGAGCACAGAAAUAAAGACGGUUAUUGUGGGCAGCAGUGCUGCCAGCGUCAAUAGCAGUGCCCAACAACGUGAAGCCGAUAGAAAUGGAAAGACAAGCAAGAAUAAGAAAAAGCAAAAGAGUGCAUCACAACAGCUACAACAACGUAAUACCAGCAAUGAUAGCAACAGCGCACAGCAGGCUAAUGCGGCAGUAGCAGCAGCGACUGUCGUGGUCGAAGAGCUCCCAGCGCAGCCAAGUAGAAGCGCGGCCAAGCAGCCCGCUUCUGCCAGAAAGCAACAGGACAGAGAGCAAGAGCAGGCGCCAGUGAAAGGGAUUAACGUCGGUUCGAAGAAGAGCGCCGCAAAUACCGCCGAAACAAAUACGCAGGGCGCCGCAAAGUCUAGUGCCGCACCUGUAGCAACCAAAAAAACCGAUGCGCAGCAGAAUACCGUGCGCAAAGAUGAGGCGAACAAGAAACGCGACAGCACCAAGCAACGCGAGAAGGAAAACCUUGCACCGAAAGAGACACAGCCCAGCAACACACGCCAAUCGCAGCGGGAUCGUGAGCGUGACCGCGACCGCGAACGCGAACAACACCACAGCCAGCACGUCGCCAUAGAGAGAGCAAAAGUCGACAAAGACAAGUUGCACGAUUCAAAUAGCUAUGGAUCACAUAGCGCCGCUGGCGGGGGAGUUGGUACCGGCAACAGCAACCUAUCGACGCGAAAAUCACUAAUUUUCUCUGCCACACGCAACAUUGCCGGUGGCGCUGCUGCAGCAAGUGACGACAUCAAGGGCGGUAAGCACGACGACCACACCGCCGCACCGGGCGCAGUGCAACAUAAAUCCACUCCGCCAAAACGCGGCGAAGACGGCUGGAAGGAAGUGGUACGUAAGAGCUCCACUCAGCAAAGCAGUGCUGCUUCAUCCACUACAAGUGCCACGACCAAUUCUUCAACCACAACGGCAAGCGCAGCCAGCAUAGCAUCCGUCAGCGCCGCGGUUAGCGCCCCUGGUGCCACACCCACAACAGCACCUGCAGCUGCCACUGAAAUGACUUGCAAGAAGGUACAAGUGCCGGUCAAUGCUAUCUCGCGUGUGAUCGGCCGCGCAGGCAGCAACAUAAAUGCAAUACGCGCCACCACUGGCGCUCACAUUGAGGUGGAGAAGCAGGGCAAAAACCAGUCCGAGCGCAGCAUUACCAUUAAAGGACAAACUGAUGCCACGAAGCAGGCACACAUGCUUAUCCUGGCACUCAUCAAAGACCCAGACGUAGAUAUACUGCAGAUGCUGCCACGCAUCAACACCAGCAUAAAAGCAUCUUCGUUGCCGCUCAGCGUCGGUACUUGGGACAACAAGACCGCAACCGCAGCACAGUCAUCGGCAGCAUCUACGGCUUCUUCAACAUCUUCAUCGGCAUCAACAACUGGCGCACACGUAGGUAGCAAUACAGCUGGCGGCGGGGGCAGUUUACAGUCGGCCAAUAGUGGUGCCGGCAGCGGUGGUGUUGGAGGUGGUGCCCCCGGUGGGCCCAAGGGAGCCGGUGUCGGCAGCGGAGGAAAAGGUGGCAAAUCGCAGUCUAGCGGAGGUACCGGUAAAUCGAGUUCCGCGCGUUCACAGAAUGCCAAAUCAUCCUUCCACUCACAGCAACAGCAAGCGGGAAGUCGUGGCAGUCAGUCGCAGUCUUUAAUCGGCACGCAGAAGGCUAAAUCUCAAGAUAUAACGAGUGCAACGGGUGCAAACAAAUCUACAGGCUCAAGCCACGGCAGUAGCGGCGGUUCAGUUCAUGCUCAAAAGGGUAAUAUUGCCGCUAAGCAACAGCAGCACCCUAGCGGUGGCGAACGCAGCAGUAACACCGUUGUUAACACACAAACUUUCGCCGCCAAACUAAGCGGCACUGUCACCACAGGUGGCGCAGCAUCUGCGCACAUUUCACACAAUUCGCCGUCAAAGAAAGUUGGCGACGGCAACAAUGCCGGGCGCAUUGGCGCAAGUGCGCCCUAUGGCCGUGGUAAGCCCAUGCCCAGUAGCUCCAACUCUGUGCCUCAACUUGGAGCAGGUGCUGGUAAUAACAAUAAUGCGCUCUCUGGCCCCAUCGGAGUUUUCAAUCCAGCCGAGGUAGCCGCAGUGAACGCUGCAGCAGCCGCAGCAGCUGCCGCGGCCGCCGCUGCCACAGUUUCUGCUACAAACACGGUCGUAUCAAACGCAACCAGCAUAACUACGACAACAGCACCAACAAUGACCACAGGCACAACCAGCACAGCAACAACAACAUCGACAACUGUAUUCGCAGCUGCACCCGGCACGCGUGCCGUCACUCCAAUAGGACCGCCUAACAAGCGAAACGUUGGCUCACCGCUGCCAGCAGUAACGGCAACAUCGGCAUUGCAGUCGAAUCAACAGCCCACACAAAUGCAGCAGCAAGCCCAGAAACAGCCACAAGCUCAAUUGCAACAUGUAGCUGCGGCUGCGGCAUUACAAGCGCCAAUGGGUUCUGCACCGGAUAUGCAGCAGCAUCUUGUUAUCAAUUGUGCCGAGCCAACAGCAACGAGCGCUGAUAAUGCCAACCACGCGGGAAUGAACAACGCCACAGGUGGCGGCGGAGGUUUUGGAGCACAGCUCGCUUCUAAAAUUAGUAACGAAUAUACGCUCUUCUUCAACUACCAAUCUCAAUGGGGCGACAACAACGUCCAAAUGUACAAUUCACCAUCAGCGCUGGUCAGUGAGCCGCUGCCUAAAGCAGACGCAUCUAAGGCGCCAGGCUAUAAUCGCAAUAUUCUGAAUUCGCCAGUAGGCGGGAGUUCGAAAGCUUCCUCAAGCCACUCUACUUCACCGCCAGGUAGCAAUGUGAUGCCUGCGCCAAUAGGCAGUCACCAGCCACCUGUUGGCAGUACGGGCAAUGCAGCCCCACCUCCAUCGAGCCACAGCAUGCAUGCUACCAGUAUGUCAGGCGGUACUUCAACAACUGGCUCUUCUCCAGGUAUGAAUACUGCAACCACGGUGGCGUCAAGUGGCGAAAAUACCACAAUUACCACAACAAAUAUUGCCGAUCGAGUUGAUAUGGGUAUCAGUUUGGGCGGUGGCGCUAGUACCGCCGCUAAAGAUUUGCAGAUACCUUCUCAAGGCAACAGCGCGGAGGCGCACAUUUCUCCAGGAGUUAUCAAGCCGCCUGCGCCUAUUGGUCAACCGCCGUCAGCAAACACCUCAAUGGGAUCAAACAAUGCCGCUCCAUCAAAUAUACCCGCAAGUGGCUUGGCAAUACAACGCCCGCCACCAAAUAGUAACCAGCAGCAUAGAUCCAGCGGCAUCAAUGCCUCUCAUACACCACCUUCGGCUAAUGUCGGCACACUCGAUGGCAGCGCAGCUAGCACGCAACCACCUACUAUGAAUUUCGGCCCCAUCGGUCCCAAUCACUCGACGCGUAACAACAACAAUGGUCCACCCGGAGCCAUUGGGGAGCAACCAUUGAAUCGAUUCUUUGAACCCCUGGGUGUUAGUGGCAAUGCUGGCAUGGGGCAUCAUGUGAAAAUGCCGCCACCUUAUGGCAUGCAAAUGCAUGGCGGCGUGGGUGGUGCCGGUGGCAACGGCAGUCAUCCACUAUCACGUCUUAAUAUGCGCAACUCUUCUUUCGGCGGUCCGGGCGGCAAUAUAGGAUCGAUGCCGCAACCACCCAUCGGCCAGCCACCACAACAGCAACCCUUGUUGGGCAGUGGUAUAUUCCACCAACAGCACCAGCAAGCACCGCCUCCACAGACAAACCCAAAUUUCCCCACAGGCAAGUCAUUGGCGCCAGGUUCAAAUUUGGCGCCCGGUGCGCGUGCUCAGUCGCAGCCACAAAAUGGACCACAGGCGCCGAACUCCGCAGCGCAGCGUUGGUAUGGCGGCUAUAUGGACGUGUUGAAUUUGGAAAAUGGUGGACUUGGUGGUGCAGGUAACAAUUCUCCGGCUGCAAUGUCACCCAGCCAAGUAGCUGUUGGCGGCAAUCUGCUGCAACAGCAUGUCGCUGCACAACAGCAACAACAGGAGGAUAUGCGUAAAAUGCCUCGCCCCAUUGGUACUGAACGCGCUUCGUGGAAAUGCAACAAUUAUCCAAUGAAUCUGGGCGGCGGCGGGGGCAUGCCGGGUCCCGGCUUGGACGAGGGCAUGGGCUCUGGCAUGCAUGCAGGUGUUGCAGGUCUGAUGCACGGACCGUGGAUGAUGGACAAGCCACCACAAGCAGCACCGCCACAGCAACCGCAACAGCAUUCGAAUUGGAUGAAACAACAGUAUCGUUUUUACGGUGGCGGCGCGGCCGGUGGUGGGCUAGGCGGCAUGGGUGGACCGGCAGGCGGUCCCACCGACUAUCAUCAUCAAGAUCAAUUUCAUAUGCCGCUGGACUAUCACAACUCGAUGGCACCACCACACAAUCUGCAGCAGAAUACAGCCAUGAACCUAAUGCCACCCUAUGGGUAUCAGUACCUGGGUCAGGGCGCUGACAUGCCGCAUGUGAUGUCGGACAAACUCGAAAUGUGGGACCACGAUAAGCAGAUGUGGCACAAUUGGGCAAACUGAUGUUUUAAUGAGCAGCAGCAGCAGCUACCACUACACCAGCAGCAGAAGCAGCAACAACAAAAGCCAAUGCAGGAAGGUGUAAAAUUGUCAUCAAAAGUUUUAAAAUGAAUUUUGAAUAAAAGAGUUCGUAAGCAGCGAAAAACAACUAAACGGAGAAAAGGAGGAAAAAGGAAAACAAACGAAAGUUCAUAUAACUACUAAAUGCUACUUUUACAACAUAUACACAUACACAUAAGAUACACGCACUCAACAAACAAAAAAAAAAAAAACAAUUACCCAUAUAUACAUACAUACUUAGCUACCCUACGCGUAUAUACGUAUAUAUCUUUGGAUUAAGCUGAAAAGCAGUGAAUGAAUAUGAAUAUUAAAUGAAAAAUACAUAUUAAUUAUUAUUAAAAAAGAAAAGCAUAUACCAACAACAACAACAACUGACAGAAUUCAAUUACUUUAACAUAAAUCCGUUAGCAAAAGAAAGCGACGAAAAAACGAUUUAAUCAACUAUUUUCUUUUAUCGCUCAUUUGUGCUCAGAAGCGGAGUAAAGAAAGUGAAGCGUACGAUAUAUCGAAACUGAACAACAAGCAAAAGCAAGGCAAUGAAAACUACGUAAACAUAACGCGAAAUGCAACGCGCUCAAUAUUCACGAAGUCGUCUACUUCGUUUUACAAAACAUUGUAUUGGCGCAUAUGAAGAAGGUCAAAAAUGUUUAUGCGACACUACUAUGUCGUCCCCCAUAUACAGUCAUACAACAAUUACAUACAUAUAUUCUUCGUGUUGCACGUAAAUGAGCCACGGCGCCUUGAAUGCUGCGCAUACAUGGCAAAUUUACAAUCGGUUUGCACUUGUAAAAUUUUGAUUUUUUUUUUUAUUAGAUUUUAGUUACUUUGCCUAUAUACUACAUAUAUUAUAAACUACAUACAUAUAUUAUCUAUUAUUUGAACUAUAUAUUUGUAUGCAUGAAAUAAUGAAAUUCAUAUAGAAAAUAACAAAGCAAGUAAGCAGAAAAAGUGAAAAUUACAACAAAAAAAAACACAUCUAUUGUAUCGUUUGGGAUUAUUUUUGGUUACAACGCAAGUAAUAUUUUGAUUUGCAAGGGCUUGGGUUAAUUUAUUUUCAGCUGGCGCUUUUUAUUGUUAAUCCUACAUAUAAUAGGGCGCAACCUACUUGCUUAACAAGAGGAUUGUUGGGAGAGCACAAUGGCCAUCCAAUGAUUUCGGAAUAGUGCUCAGCGGACUUUUUAACGAAAUUUAUAUUUUUCAUUGCCUUUUAACUAUUUUGCGCGUUUUAUUGUUAUGUACAUCGAGUUGAGUGGUAUCCCUGCUCCCCUGUUGUAUUCAAAAAAUACGUUUCUGUGCAGCUAUGUAGUAUUGAAUUAAGCUACUUGACAAUUAAUUCACUUAUUUAUAUUCAUCGGCCAACAACUUCCAGAGCAAACCUUUAUUGUCUAUUUAAGCCCAAAUAAAUUCGGGAUGGUUUUUGUUUUAAGUGUUAUUAUUCACAAGUGCAUACGAUUAGAUGCUAUGACCCUUACAUAUUGCUGUUCAUGGGGGUACAGAUAUGCAAACAUACACAUAUGCAAAUUCCUAUAUGCAUACGCAUACAUACAUACAUACUAUAUACUACCUAUCUACAUAUUCUGCAACUAUGCAUAGACCCUUCAUACAGUUAAUGGUAUUUCUCUAGAAGACGUAAGCGCAUAUUUAAACUUGAAACACAUACAUACAUAUAUGUUAGUACUAAGGCAAAACAAGUUGCUGCUUAAUAUACAUACAUACAUAAGUGCGUAAGGAAAAAAAAAAUUAAAAGUAGAAAUUGAAAAAUAUUAGAUUAAAUUAAUGAACAUAAAUAUAUUUGGCAAAAACAAAAUAAAAAAUUUGGUCAGGCAAUGCGUAAAAUUAAUAAAAGAAAUUCAUACACCUGCGUCACUGCACACGCCCACACAUGCAUAUGUAUGCAGAUUUUUUUUUUUCUUCUUUUAAAUGCCUUUUUCGCUUUCAUAAAAUCUAAAAAGAAAAGAAUUUAACUGAAACACAAAAAUCCAGCUCGCUUUUUUCGUCCUACACUCUACUCAACUAAAAAAAAAAUUGUAGGCAUCUUAUAACACUGCAUAAUAAACAGUCGUUAAAAAGAAACUUACUUAAAAAUUCGCGCUGCUUAAUAUAAUUGACGAAAAAGCAAAAACGAAAUUAUAAAACUUUUGCAUAUAAUAAUCUAUUGUUGAUUAUACGAUUACUAAAAACACAUUGCUAAAAGCGUACGAGAGCAGCUUAAAGCCAGCGGUGAGGAAAUUCCUGUCUUACACUCCAACGAAGCGCGAAAACACUGAA